AUGUUUCUAUUGACUGUUGAAGUUGUGUACGUGCUGCUGCUGCCCUCAGUGCUGGCCGCCCCGCGCGAAGCUCGAGCUUUGGAGAGUGCGCAGAGCUUGAUUGAGCGACAGAAGGCCCGGAUAGAGGAACUUACGGAGACAGUGCUGCUGCUGCAGCAGGGGCGAGGAGACAAAGAGCAGCGGCUGCAGGCAGACCUAGAAAAUUACGUACAUGAAAACCAGAGACUCAGGCUCCAGCUAGACAGCCUCAAGGGGGAGGUGGAGGCCCUAGAUCAACUGCGAAGAAGAGGAGACAAAGAAGUGCAGUCAUUGGUGGAGACAGUUGCUGCAGCAGAAAAAGGCAUUGCUGAAAGAGACGCUCUGAUCAGGCACCUGCAGAGCACCGACAAGACAGCGGAGAAUGAGAGGCUGAAGGAAGAGCAACAGCGGCUGCUACACCGCCUCAAUAAACUUCAGAAACUCGCUGGGACAACAGGAGAAGGUGAAGCAGAUGGUCGGACUCCUCAAGACCUUGCGGGGGACCUUGUGCGGGUUCAGAGAGACAUUGAACUGCACCGCGGCACCACGCGACAACUCGGCAACACCAUUGAAGAACUCAGGAUUUCAAAGAUGUGCCUCGUCCAGUCAGAAGCGAACCUACUGGAGGGUCAGAAGCUGAUAGAAGAGCAACGAGCCGAGAUACAGAGGCUUUAUAAAAUAGUAGAGGCGUUGAAUCGCGAGAAGGCUCUGGUGCCGCCUGUGGUGUUGACUCUGCCUAAGCACUUAAGAGGGGCGGGGGAGGCGCAGCUGGAGGCGCUCUCCAACAAAAUGGGGCUUAUACUACAAGCGUUGGACAGAGAGAGACAGCCUGACGACGACCGCGAAGACAGGACUUCCCUCGCCUUAGUUCAGCAGCGCAUGUUCGAGGAGCAGCAGGUUAUCCUCAAGAGGCAAGUUUUCAUGCAGUCUCAUAUAUGUCUUCAUGCAUACACUGCUGGAGGGAUUCGAGCGACUCGACGAGCGUUUUUGGGGACGGGGGGAAUCCGUGAGACAAUACAUGAGCAGCUGGAGUGUAGCCCUUCUUGUCUCCGGGUAGCAGUUUAUGUAUCUAGGCACCCGGUAGGCAUCAAGGUAGGGGAGGACGCAGGGCUAUUGCUUUCUGAGUACCAGACGUGUGCGCGCAUGCUUAUGCAGUGGAGAACAGAUGGGUCUUUUUUCUAUUCGGGGACGGUGCUGCAUGCGGUGAUUGAGGCAGAAGAGGAAGAGGCAGACUACCGCGAAAAGUGA
Molecule: messenger RNA, 1266 nt
Organism: Eimeria maxima
Lineage: Eukaryota; Apicomplexa; Conoidasida; Eucoccidiorida; Eimeriidae
Exons: 9
Coding region: 1-1266 (421 amino acids)
Source: RefSeq, a predicted model, not a curated record